AUGGGAUCCGUCGCCCUUAAUCGAUCGGAUCAUCUUGAUAGUUCCUACACCAUGUUGGGAGGCGCCAUCACUCCCUCGGAAUCAGGCUAUCGACCUUCUUCUCGCCACGCUCCUCGUCCAUCGUCGAACCUGGAAGCCGGCAGCUCAAGGUCCGCCUCGUCCACUACCACCCCCACUUCGUCUACAGCCCCGCCGUCAACGUCCGCUCGCCUCCCCUCCCACCUGCCGCAGGAUGUGCCAUCCUACGUAAGUCGACCUUCUUAUCUCAGCUCUCAGUCUUCCACUCGGGCCUCUUCUGCCACUCCGGGCUCGACAUCGGCUCAGCCCCCCUCAAUGAGAUCGUCCGCCUCCAAUGCGUCGCAGCUUGUCGGAAACACCAGCCAAACGGCUCCCUUGCCCAUCUCCGGUUCGCAUCCAGAGUCUCACUCAUCCCCCGCCUCUCCCCGGUUGAGGCCGACCUUCCAGUCACUGCGCUCUUUGGGCGGGUCGGAGGCGAACUCUCCGAGUCGUAUCAAAGUCCGUGAUCUGUCCCAUAUCCAGAGCUUCGCCAGCGAAGAAUUCUUAGCCCAGUCGCAGGGGGGUCGGGUGCCGGGACAAUGGGUUCAGGAGCGCCAGUACGAGAUUAGUUCCAUGCCGGUCACGGAUAUCAUCGAAAUGGUUGCUGGGCUUCUUACCAAGAUCACCACCACAAAUGAUAUGCAUCACGAACAGGUUCAUCGCCAUAUCCCUCCGCCCGAUGGUACCGCCAGUCUGAGCCCGCAGGCCACAAGCGUGCUCGCAUUCCAUGGCAAAAACGUUCCCAGUAUCAGCAUCCUUAGCUAUUUAACUCGAAUCCACAAGUAUUGUCCUACGACCUAUGAAGUGUUUCUCAGUCUAUUAGUAUACUUCGACCGCAUGACCGAAAUUGUCAACCAGGGUCAGCUGGAGAGCCUCGAACGUGGCUGGGACCCGGCGGCUUCGGUGCGAUCCGAUCCAACCGCCAGGCCAACAUCGUCUGAGGGCGCGGCGACACAAGCUCCGCACGCUUCACCUAUAGUGACGCCUCCAUCGUCUACUGGCAUGCGAGCGCAGGAUCCCACAUCUCCGUCGUCUAUAUCGCCGUCCUUGCGUCCCCAGGAAGAAUAUGAUCACCUCUCCCAUUUUUUCGUUGUUGAUAGUUUUAACAUUCAUAGGCUAGUCAUCGCAGGCGUGACUUGUGCCAGUAAAUUUUUCUCUGACGUUUUUUACACCAAUUCUCGAUAUGCAAAGGUUGGAGGGCUUCCAUUGGUUGAACUCAACCAUCUUGAACUCCAAUUUCUGUUGUUGAACGAUUUCCGCUUAUCCAUUCCUGUUGAGGAACUGGAGGCGUAUGGAACAAUGCUGGUGGAAUUCUACGCUCGAGAGAUCGUUGCACAGCAACAGCAGCAAGCGCCCCGGACUGCGGCUAAUCGCCCGAUCGACCUCUCGCCUCAUACUCAGUCAGACGGAAUGUAUAUGCGCACGCAUGAGAAACGCCGUCCCGAGCAACCGGAAGUUCAGCAAACGCCAACACCGCCGUAG
Aspergillus tanneri is the source of this 1539-nucleotide messenger RNA. Its product is annotated as putative cyclin-dependent protein kinase complex component. Lineage: Eukaryota; Fungi; Ascomycota; Eurotiomycetes; Eurotiales; Aspergillaceae. Gene Ontology annotation, molecular function: cyclin-dependent protein serine/threonine kinase regulator activity; protein kinase binding. The record is from RefSeq and is a predicted model, not a curated record. Gene Ontology annotation, biological process: regulation of cyclin-dependent protein serine/threonine kinase activity. Bases 1 to 1539 code for a protein of 512 amino acids. The transcript has 2 exons. Gene Ontology annotation, cellular component: cyclin-dependent protein kinase holoenzyme complex; nucleus.